CUAUCAGCAACGCCGGUCGCAGAGUCAAACUCGAUCUUUUCGCGGAACCCUCUGGAGAGUUGGGUGGCUCCACUCUACAAGGUGAUGCUGGAGGAGAUACUGAUUCUCAACAUCGUGAUGGGUUACCCAAUUCACCCUCUUCUUCAGGUGGGUUCUGUCAGUUUUCUCAAAAGGACUAUAUUUAGAGGACUUGAGUGCUCAACAUUAAAUUGGUGGAAAUAUGGAACUAUAUAUGCAAGACAUGUUUUGUUGUAUGCCCCAAGAAACUGUUCUCAGACUGUAGGGCUGCUGUGGUCUUGGGAACAUUCAUUUCAGAUGAGGUCGGCCCUGCCACAUUGAAAUAUGAAUGACUCCUAAUCGUUUUCCUCCCCUUUUGGCUGCAUCAAGGGAUUACUGAGGUUCAGACGGUAGAAAGUUUUAUCGGUCAACAACCACAGAAUCCCCUGCUGUUACUUGGGCAAUAUAGUGAUGAUGAAGGGGAUGAUGGAUCAAGCAAAGGGCUUAAUGAUGCAAAUGUGCAAAGCCCCAUGCUUAAUGAAGAGGCUAAGGGUAUAUUUGAUGAAGGAUCCAAAGAUUUGGACAUCAGUGUCCCAGUAGAUCUUGUUGCUCAGAAUAAUGGACAGCAAAAUACAAUACAAAAUUCUACUUCACUUGAUGUUGGGUACAGUGAAAGAAAUGAAAGUGAUGGUGCUGCUGGUAAUUUGCAAAAUGAAAUCGUUUCCAAAGAUCAAAUAUAUGUUUCUGAAAGUUUUGAUGAACAAGUUCUCACUGAUGUUGGUUUGGGAUGGAAGAUGGUGAUGCACGAGGAAAGUCAACGCUAUUAUUACUGGAACAUUGAAACUGGGGAAACUUCAUGGGAAGUGCCUCAGGUCCUGGCUCAUGAAGAUCAGUUGGCUAAUGACUCAAUACCUCAUGCUUCUGUCAAUGAUAAAACAGAGAGUGCUGCUGUUGGUGAUAAUUCCAAUGUGCACUCGGCUGUGUUGCAGGACACUUCUGCUGCUUUCAUAAUCGAUGGUUCAUUGGAAACCACAGUGACUUCUCAUAAAGAAUUGUAUGGUCACAGGUCCCAAAUUAAUGGAGAUAGUGUUGAAUGUACAAAUCAAAAUCAGAUUUCUGAUGUUAAUGGAAAUGAAUUGACAAGAAAUGAUGGUCAUAUGAGUUUAUCUGAUGAGGGACACCAUUCAUCUGUUUCCAAGUUUGGUGAUGAAGAACAACAGCAAUUGGACAUUGAUUUUCCUUCUCGUCUUGUCAAACAAAGUGAGAGUUUGUUAGAGAGGCUGAAAUCACUGAAAAAGUCAAAGGAGAAUUUGCUAGGCCAGGACUUCUUGUCAAAGUAUAUGCUAGAGAUUGAGAUUAGGCUCUCUGAUAUUAGGUCUCUUGCAUCAUAUGGAUCAUCUUUGCUUCCAUUCUGGGAGCAUUCUGACAGAAAGAUAAAAUUGCUUGAAAGUUUAAUCACCGAUGAUUUGAUGCAAAUUGGUAAUUCUUCACAUGAUGAAGUUGAGGAUAAACAUGUCCCUGUCUCUGAAGAAUUGGCUGACCAACUGAAUGGCAUGGGACAUGAGUCAGAGGUAGAUAAUAAUAAGAACGAAGGGAGCCCUCUUACUUCUAAUGUUUCUAAUGAAUCUCAGGAUGAUGCUUCGGCUGCAGUUCUAAAAGAUAUCAACAAUAAAAUUUCUGCCAAUGGUCAGCAUGUUGCAUUGUCUAAUUCUCCUGGUAGUCACAUGGAAACAGAUGUAGAAAUUAAUUCAAAAGUUGAAGCAAUUAUUAAUCCUCAGGAACCAAUUCAUAAACAUGGGUAUAACGUUGGGGAAGAUGUUGAUAUGGAUGUGGACAUGGAAGUUGAAGAUAUGAAUUCCUCAGGCAAUACUACUGUCAUCGAUGUACCUGUUGCAAAGGAUUCCAUGCACAUAGAUCAACUGGUUCAGUUGAAUCCACCCGUUGACUACCUUUCUGUGUUGCCUGAGGAGGGUGAAUUUGUUCCUCCUCCACCAGAUGAUGAAUGGAUUCCUCCUCCACCGCCUGAUAAUGAGCAUGUGCCUCCACCACCACCGCCAGACAAUGAUCAGGUGCCCCCUCCACCUGGUGAUCCACUAGCACCUUCUUAUAGUGUUCUCCCAUCUUACACAGAGACAGGGCAACCCCUUUCUUAUGCUCAAUAUAGUCUAUCUUAUCCUGGUGUUGCUCCUGAGUAUUAUGGGCAGGCAGCUGCUGAAGUCCCAAGCAGUAAUAUAUAUGGACAAAUUGCUAUGCCACCUGCUCAUAUCUACUAUAAUAGUGCAAUUCCUAACAUGUAUAGUGAAAAUCCUCAAGUUAUGAUCGAUCCAGCUGGCACUGUUGCUUAUUAUGAGGUUCAAGAUGGAGCUGUUUCAAAGUCCAUUCCCACUAUCAAUUUUAAUGAUUCUGGUGUUGGUGGGGCUGACUGGGCAUCUAGUGAUGGUCCAUCUACCUCAUCUAGCAUCCAUGCACCUGCAACUGUUUCAGUUGACGAAGGUGUCUCAUUGCCUCCUGCUACUGCCGAAUCUGCUGCAGAAAACAAUGCAUCGUCAUUAGUUCCUAAAGCCCAAACAAAAGUUGUACGCAAUAGGAAGCGAGCAGUUGCAGUUGGAUCCUCAUUAAAAUCUAAUAAGAAGGUUUCAAGUUUAGUAGAUAAGUGGAAGGCAGCUAAAGAGGAGUUGCUCGAAGAGGAGGAAGAACCUGAUAGUGUGUAUGAGGUCUUAGAAAGAAAGCGUCAAAGGGAAAUAGAGGAGUGGCAUGCCAAGCAAAUUGCAAGUGGAGAGGCCAAAGAUAAUGCUAAUUUUCAGCCUCUAGGUGGUGAUUGGCGAGAGAAGGUCAAACGCAGGAGAGCACAAGCAGCAAAAGAAUCUGUUAGUACACCGCAGGAUGCAAUUGAGCAUAACCAGCAGCAACCUGAUCCGAGUGAACACUCAAAGGGUCUCCCAACUAAUUGGCAGGCUUACUGGGACGAUAGCACAAAGCAGAUUUAUUAUGGUAACACUGUAACGUCGGAGACAACAUGGACUAAGCCAACAAGAUGAGCAGUGAUCAUGCACGGACAGCUACACGGGCUAACAAUAAAGGGUUUUGAUGUUAUGGAGUUUUAAUUAGUCUCCUGAGGGCUUACUAGAAAACCAUGAUGCUUUUGUUUGAUUUCUUCCUGCCUUUUUGGUUUUAUUGCGACCACGCAUUUUUUCUGUUUGGAGGGGGGAAGAGGGGUCAGGAUAGCACCAUGGUAAUUAGUUAUUCUGGACAAAUUUUUGUGUAUAAUAAUCCGAAGGAAAGGAUUUUAAUAACAGAAGAAUGCAUAUAAGACCUAGUCACUAAUGAGAUUGAGUAGUAUUGAAAUCUCAUGUAAGAACUGGUCCGGAUGACCCUUGGAAUAGGACAUCAUAAAAACCAGUGAACUGGUCAGAACUGGUGGUUCACCGUUUGCAGCAGUUCCUAAAAAAAAAAUCUUUGCAAAUUUCUAAAACAAUGUCCUCCACCCACUUAAUCGUGCCCUUUUAUUACUUAUGGU
This is a messenger RNA of Glycine soja, 3514 nucleotides long. RefSeq lists its product as uncharacterized. The transcript is spliced from 11 exons. Gene Ontology annotation, molecular function: protein binding. Lineage: Eukaryota; Viridiplantae; Streptophyta; Magnoliopsida; Fabales; Fabaceae. Bases 528 to 3035 code for a protein of 835 amino acids. The record is from RefSeq and is a predicted model, not a curated record.